Messenger RNA from Mya arenaria, 1929 nucleotides. Its product is annotated as prion-like-(Q/N-rich) domain-bearing protein 25. Bases 71 to 1534 code for a protein of 487 amino acids. The transcript is spliced from 14 exons. NCBI's taxonomy places the organism in Eukaryota, Metazoa, Mollusca, Bivalvia, Myida, Myidae. The record is from RefSeq and is a predicted model, not a curated record.
UCUGAUAAUUGUUUUCGUGUUAUGUUUUGAUAAGACCUAUUAAUCUGGUACGCGAUUUCAGAUUGUGAAAAUGUGGAGAAUAGUCCUAGUCACGAUUGUUUUAUUUCACGGAAUAAACGCUCAACCUGCUGCUGAUUACGAUGGUGUGUGCACUCCUACUCCUGGGUGUAAUGACGAUCUAGUAUGUCGUGAUGAUGGUGCUGGCACUGAUAAGUGUUUGUGCCCAAUACCAGACUGUGGACCAUUGUCAUCGUUUAGCGUGGCUUGCAAUUCUGAUAACGAGUGUACAGCUGAAGAUAAGAAUACAGUCUGUGAUGUUGGAGGAGUUCCGAAAGUCUGUAUUUGUGUACCUGGAACUUCACAAAUAGGACCUAUAUGUGUUGAGGACGGAAUGCCAACUGGUGAAUGCUCCGACGACAUCUGUACGGACAAGAACUCUGCAUGCAACGCUGAUGAGAUAUGCGAGUGUACAGCGCCUGCAGCCCUGUAUAACGGCGCCUGUAUCGAAGAGGGAAAACCAUGGGGUCCUUGCACCGCUAACGAUACGUGCGACAAAAAUGCCGAGUGCCUCGAAGGAAUGUGCAUGUGCAAAGAUGGCUUCGACCAGCAGAGUGGACAAUGCAUCAUGAUUGGUGCCUUCGGUGGACAGUGUGACGGAACUGGAAACAACGAGUGUUCCAAGGACAAGAAUGCUGUGUGUGAUACUACUGCAGAGAAGUGUAUGUGCAAUGCACAGUCUGACCCUAUACAAGGAAUGUGCCGCAUGCGUGGCGCCGUCGGUGGAAUGUGUGACGGUAGCAACGAGUGUACCCAGGACGUAAACGCCCAGUGCAUGGAGGGCAUGUGUACAUGCAAGACGGGCUUCUCGCCUUUCAGUGGCAUGUGCAGGAAGGCGGGAUCCGUCGGCGGUCUUUGCGAAGCCAACAUUUGCUCCGGAGACAAGAAUGCCAUGUGUGACAACGGAAUCUGCACAUGCAAGAUGGGGACUACCGCCAUCGCAGGGAUGUGCCGCACGAAUGGAGCUGAAGGUGGAUUCUGCGUCGAAAACAUGUGCACGAUGGACAAGAAUGCGGUGUGUGUUAGUGGCAUGUGCAUGUGCAAAGCUGGGUACAGAGCUAUCGGCGGCAUGUGCAGGCGAGACGGGAGUUUCGGAGGAAUGUGUGUUGGAAACGCUUGCCCCAAUGACAAACAUGCGAUGUGUAUGGGCGGCAUGUGCGUAUGUUCAUCUACAGCGACCUCCAUCGCAGGGUGGUGCGUCCCCAACGGUGCCUCUGGAGGACAUUGUGAAUUAGGCGCCUGCCCCCUGGACAAGCUGGCCACGUGUACCAACAACAUGUGCAUGUGCAGGACCGGUUCGGUGGCCAUUGGUGGCAGUUGCAGGCUCACUGGCUAUCUGGGCGGAAUGUGUAGCUCCACGAGCAAGUGCAAAGGGAAGUUUCUCACGUGUGACACAAGCUCCAUGAUGUGCGUCUGCCAGGGCGGAUGCAGGACAUUUCAUGGAACGUGCAUACCGAACCGAAGGCAACACAAGUAGCCCGCUACGUCAAAUCUGGAUGGUUCUCCAACAACAUGCAAACCAUUCAGUUCCAACAAACGAAUAUUGUACCAACGAAGUAACCUAGCGACUGUAUUUCUUCCUUUAACUGUCUUAAAUAACAGCAUUAACAAAGCCUCAGGGCCCGUAUUCAACUCACAAGAAGUUAAACUGUUACCUUACAAAAGCAAACCACACCUAUGCUUUGAGAUUAUUCACACCAGGAUUAAAAUGGUUCCACUCGCAGAUAUAUGAAUUCAACUUUAGUAUAGCAUCUGCUUGUACAAGAAAGUACAUUAUAUUCGGUUUCCAUGGUAUUAUAACAAUAAGACCUCUCUUAUAUGAAAUGGAAGAUGAGUUGAAUACAAGCCCAGACGUGGAGUUGAUAAAGAUUA